Molecule: messenger RNA, 2007 nt
Organism: Leguminivora glycinivorella
Lineage: Eukaryota; Metazoa; Arthropoda; Insecta; Lepidoptera; Tortricidae
Product: synaptic vesicle glycoprotein 2A-like
Exons: 11
Coding region: 251-1795 (514 amino acids)
Biological process (GO): transmembrane transport
Molecular function (GO): transmembrane transporter activity
Source: RefSeq, a predicted model, not a curated record
UUAUAUUUAGUACCGCGCUGUACUCCAAGCCCGAACCACGUCUCGCGCGGUCUCAAGUUCUCAACCCAGUUAUCAUUUUCAUCACAGCAUGCUUUGAAUCAAACGGUACUUAUACAAAAAACAGAACCGUUUAUAUAUCACAACGGUGUGAUUUUAAAGAAUAAAAAUAGUUUUUUUGGUGUUGAAAUGAACAGUUAGGUUAUGUUUGCGUGAAGCAGCAGUUUAAGUUAUUGUUUUGUAAGUUACAAAAAUGAAGAACUCUGAAGAUCAGAAGUUGGAAGACGGGCAGGAGACCAACGAUAUCACUUUUGAGGAUGCUUUUGAACAAACAGGUCACGGCCGCUUCAACCACCUGGUCCUCUUCACCAGUGGCCUGAUCAUGCUCAAUGUCUCCAUGGAGUCUGUUGGCAUGAGCUAUGUGCUGACAUCAGCUCAGUGCGAGCUGGAGUUGUCAGAACAGCACAAGGGGAUUAUCAACGCUGCUGCCUUUAUUGGUAUAGUGUCAACAUCAUUCCUAUGGGGCUACCUUGGCGACCGAGUCGGGAGACGAGCAGUCAUGCUGCCAGCUAUGAUAGCGUCUGCCUUGUUCUCUGUCGCCUCUGCCUUCGCUAGCGAUGUGUGGACGCUGUUUGUGCUCAGGAUCCUGACAGGAUGUUUUGUAUCAGCCUCCAGUGCGACAGUAUACGCCUACCUUGGCGAGAUGCACGCCAACUCACGAAGAGCGGCAGCCAUCGCCUGGGGUUCAGUCUUUAUCUCAUUCUCCUUCAUAAUCUUACCUGGUCUUGCCUGGGUGAUAAUCCCUGGCAAAUGGUCUUUCCACCUCCUCAGCAUCAGGAUAACCUCCUGGCGCGCGUUUAUGUGGUCCUGGUGCGUCCCAGGGCUGGCAGCUGCAGGGAUUCUGUCGCUCCUGCCUGAGAGUCCACGGUUCAUACUGGCUUCUAAAGGCCCGGAGGCAGCCCUGCCUGUGUUGGCCAAGAUGUAUUCGUGGAACCAUGGGACUUCGGCUGAUAACUAUCCGGUAGAGAAAAUAACCACCAUCGGCGAUUCAGAGGCGUUCAAGGGCGGCUUCGCUGGUGCCCUGAAGAAUUUCACCCACAUCUUCCGGCCGCCGCUGCUUCGAUGCGUGUUCAUAUCUCACAUAUCGAUGUUCGCCGUGUUUAUGCUAGCGAGCGGCCUCUAUGUGUGGGUACCGGAAGUUAUCAACAACAUCCUUCAGAACGACAGUGAGAGAAGCAUCUCCAUCUGCGAGAUCAUUACAAGGAAGGCGAUAAAUAAAACUCAAGCCCUGGCAUCGCAUGUAGAAGCGGUGUGCAACCCCAACAUAUCAGUGGGGGUGUUUCCGAUCUCCAUGGCAAUGGGGGCCGUAUUCGCCAUCACAUACCUCGCUAUUGGUGUGUUCAUCAAUAAAGUCGGAAAGAAGGCACUUUACAAUGGUAUCAUGUUCAUCUGUGGCCUAGCUACGAUAGCAGCAGCCUACGUGCCGCAAGGGGGCGCUGCUACCGGCCUACUCAUAAUAGCCUUAUGUGCUGGCUGUGCAGCCUCCAUUCUGGCUGCCAUAGCUGUUGACGUAUUCCCUACAUCGCUAAGAGCAAUGGCGAUGUGUGUUAUGUACAUGGUAGGCCGACUGGGCGCCGCCAUGGGGGCCUUUUUCCUGGGAGCAACACUGCACACGCACUGUGAGCUGGCCUUCACUGCCAUAGGUGCUUUUAGUGCUGGUUCAACACUACUUAUGCUCUUCUGGCCGAACCCCCAAGUAGUUCGGGACGAAAUGGAAGAAAAGGGCCUCUCAUACUAAUCUACCUAGUUGUAGUGCCUACGUAGUACAGUCAAAGGUAUUAGGCCGGCAACAGACAGUAUUACAAUUCAUAAUCUGAAAAAUCAUAAACACGGAGUUCCGUACAAUUUUGCAACUGACAACAAACUUAUUAUGAAUUUUCAGAUUGAUCUGACAGAUUGUAAUUUCAUAUUUUUAAAUUAAAGGAAAAAUGGAAAAAUUCACACCUCCGG